This is a messenger RNA of Eremomyces bilateralis CBS 781.70, 612 nucleotides long. RefSeq lists its product as uncharacterized. The transcript has 2 exons. The record is from RefSeq and is a predicted model, not a curated record. The coding region runs from base 1 to 612 and encodes 203 amino acids. NCBI's taxonomy places the organism in Eukaryota, Fungi, Ascomycota, Dothideomycetes, Eremomycetales, Eremomycetaceae.
AUGGCAGCAGACACGACUUCAUCGACACCUUUCCAGACGGCAUUAGAGCUCAUCGAUGGCGCUCACAGCCUCGACCCUCGCAAAGUCGACCAUGAGGGGGAUGAAGUAGCAUAUGAGCUCGUCUAUUCGCGCAAAAUGACGCACUUCCUCUCCCAAUUGCGCCCUUCCCUCGACGACGUUCCAGAGACACUCCGCCUCGCCAUCCGCGCCCAGCACUUCCGUCGCUGGGAGGUCCCGCGAUCCUCCUACCCGAUGACAAGAGUGGGAUACCACUCGUGGCGAACGUUCUUGAAGAAGCGGCAAGCCGAACUGGUCAGUCGACUCUGCGUGGAGGCGGGAUACGGCGAAGCGGAUGCGGAGAGGGUGGCGGCGUUGAUACGGAAGGAAGAUCUGAAGAGCGAUGCGGACACACAGUUGCUGGAGGAUGUGGCAUGUCUGGUGUUCCUCGAAGACAAAUUCGAGGAGUUCAAGAAUGGGUACGAUAAGGAAGGAGGAGACGAUAAGGUUGUCGACAUCCUACGGAAGACGUGGGCAAAGAUGUCGGUAGAGGGCAGAACAGUUGCACAAGAGUUGGCCACGGGGAUGCCCUAUGAGCACUUCAACCGGAUAUAG